Messenger RNA from Coprinopsis cinerea okayama7#130, 2223 nucleotides. RefSeq names its product other/FunK1 protein kinase. NCBI's taxonomy places the organism in Eukaryota, Fungi, Basidiomycota, Agaricomycetes, Agaricales, Psathyrellaceae. The record is from RefSeq and is a predicted model, not a curated record. Gene Ontology annotation, biological process: protein phosphorylation. The coding region runs from base 1 to 2223 and encodes 740 amino acids. The transcript is spliced from 5 exons. Gene Ontology annotation, molecular function: protein kinase activity; ATP binding.
AUGAACGCUGAUAUAUCCACAUGCAAAUCCGAGGAUUUCCUUGAGAAUUACCUACCCGACCACGAAAUCGAGUUCAACACCGUGAUUCAAGACCUCAAGAAACAGGGGAUGCUGGUUGCUCGACCUUGGUCUCUGAAACAGGUAGAAUCUUCGCCCGCCAAAAGGCCACCGUUUACGCAUACGUUUAAGUCUUUCAAAACUGUGUUCCUAUCCCGUACCACCAAUUCCACCCGCGUCAUGAAGACGCUGCAAACGAUCGGUAACGCCGUUCGUAAAGCGCUCGGCAGGGCCACAAAUUGCGAGGUCAACGACUGCUCCAUCAGAGUGGAGGGCAACCGGGGAUGCAUAACGUCGAACUUGGAUAGCACCUUGCAUCCCACGGACGUCGUAGUGCCGAUGGCAGCCAUUCCAGACGAUUCCGACGACCACCCAUCAUCGAGCCAGGAAACUCGGCGGUUGCUGACUUGGGGCUCUGAUAUUUUGGACGAGGAUGCUCGCCGCCGAUUUUGUUUUGCAUUGACGGUCGAAAGGACCGAAGUAACCCUUUGGCGCCUAUCCCGGUCUUAUAUCAUGAAGUCUACCCCAUUCGACAUGACUCAACACGCUGACCUUCUCAUUCGAAUGUUCGUCGCCUUCUUCUGCGCGCGCUCACCACAACUGGGUUACGAUCCCCUUGUCACUCUUCUUCCCGACAUGUCGUACGUCUAUGAACUCUCGUCGCACAGCCCCGAGUUCCCCCCGGUUUACUACAAGACGACUACCCUUCUCUGGGACCAUUGUCCACCUCUGGCCACUGGUCGGCACCUGCGUAUAUGGGAGGUUGAGCAGGUGUGCUCCCCGUCUGAUCCAACCAGAGUCCAGGGCACGACGUUGAAGGCCCUGAAGGAUGUGUCUGUGGACGCCGAUGCGCGACUGGAGCCUGACGUCCAGGACGAACUUUUCAACGACAUCGUGGAGCUAGCAAGCGACGACAACUGGCGCUUGAGACCCAUCUUGAAAGAUUUUCCUCAGUCUGACAUCGAUUCACUGGCGGAGGCGCUGGAGGAUGGGAACUUCAAGCAGUUUUUCUCCUGCAUCUCAGCCAAGCACUUCGGCGAGCCUGACUCGACAUUUCCUGCGUCGACCAUCCCCUUGAAAAGAUCUCAGUCCAACACGAGCCGUCAACCAAGGCGUCGUUGCUUUUUCAUUUACGAGCACGUCUGCACGCCGCUUCACGAUGUCAAGACCCUCGGCGAGGCUGUUGACAUCAUCAAGCAGUCAUUGAUACCUCUUCGACUCAUGUUUUGCGCAGGAUGGAUUCACCGCGACAUCAGCGCCGGAAACAUCUUAGCCGUUCGCUCAUCUCCAGACGCUCCGUGGCGCGUGAAGCUUGCCGAUCUCGAAUUCGCGUGCCGAUUCCCUGGUCCAACUGAAAGUAAGGGGAAAUUUACGGGGACACCCCAGUUCAUGGCUUCGGAGAUGUUGGACGGCGAGUGUAUUCUUCCAACGUUCGUUGGUGGGGAUGAAGAUGAGGACGAGGAGGCACCUAGUGACCCCAGCGUGCCCGCUGUACACAACUACCAGCACGACCUUGAGUCCCUUUGGUGGAUUCUACUGUGGUUAGCGACCACGAGGAUUAACCAGGACCUCCCGAAGAGAUUCGGCCAAAUUUACUUCCAACAGCGAGUCGACAGUCCGUAUGCAUCUACGCGACUCCAGCUCUUCCUUCAACCCCUCAUCCGCGCGCGAGAUCUCCAGGAAUCGUUACCCGAGAGUUUACAGUCCUCCUUCAUCACCAGCCUCGAUCGUCUGCGAUAUGACUUGUACGCGGGAUACGUCAGGCGUAAUCGGAGUUCCAGACAAGCUGACUCUGGCGCUUAUUCUCGCGUUCUGACGAAGCCGUUCGCGCAGUUCUUCGAAGCUUUGGAGGGAUCCCGGGAUGAAUGGGCAGGUUUAGAGCUGAUUGGGGAGGGCGACUCUUCGGAAUCGGGAUCCGUAGACAGCAAGGAGGGCGACGUGCAUCCGGAGGCAUCGGCUGCGCCAGUUUCUCUGCCUCCAAUACCACCACCAUCCCGAAAGCGCAGAGUAGCCGAUUCGGAGCAAACCCAGCAGCCUUCGAAAAGGGCUCGUAUGUCUCAAGCCGCGGUACCGCCCAAGAGAAAUGGCCCUAUCACAAGAUCGAUGACGAGGAAUGUAGGUCGGGUUACGCGGUCUAUGACCCGACGCCUUCAGAAGGAAAAGUAG